CCAAUCAUAUUUUCAGCCCUAACCAAGAGCUUUAAGCAUUUUCUGAAACUUUCUUUUUCAGUUUGAGUUCUGAGUUGUCUAGCUAUGGUGAAGAAGUCUAGCCUUGGUCGUCAGAAGAUUCCAAUUGAAAAAAUACCAAAGAAAAACCAUCUCCAGGUAACAUUCUCUAAGCGAAGAGCAGGACUUUUCAAGAAGGCUAGUGAGCUUUGCACUCUUUGUGGGGUGGAAAUUGGAAUAGUGGUCUUCUCCCCAGCCAGCAAGCCAUUUUCUUUUGGCCAUCCUGAGGUUGAGUCCCUCUUUGAUCGCUUUCUGACUCGAAACCCUCCUCCAAAGAACUCUAGUAGUCAUCAACUCAUUGAAGCUCAUCGCAAUGCCAGUGUUCAUGAACUUAAUCUCUAUCUAACACAGCUUGUUAAUCAGUUGGAAGCUGAGAAAAAGCAUGGGGACGAGCUGGACCAAAUUAAGAAAGAUACAAGGAGGCAGUGCUGGUGGACUGCACCAAUUGAUGAACUUGGACUGCAUGAGUUAGAACAGUUGAGGGCAGCAUUGCUGAUAUUAAAGAAGAAUGUUGGAAGGCAAAUUAGUGAGAUUUUGAUCGAAUCAUCCACCAAUCCAUCCCAAAUAUGAGGGGUAAAUGAUCAGAUUAAUUCUGCUAAUUCAUCAGCUUCUGGUCAUGUUUGUUUCUGAAGAACUAUUUUAGACAGAUAAGAGCCAGUACCUCAUUAGUUCAGUAUUACCAUAUCUCUUCAGUCAUGGACUGUGGUUGUAAUAAAAUGAUUAGCAGUAU
Rubroshorea leprosula is the source of this 787-nucleotide messenger RNA. Lineage: Eukaryota; Viridiplantae; Streptophyta; Magnoliopsida; Malvales; Dipterocarpaceae. The record is from the annotation of a GenBank genome assembly.